CUCACGGGUUUAUAAUGAGGGGCGGCAGGAGAACGAGACACACUGCUGCAGCUCUACCAACUCAACAAGAUGGUGUUCACCUUAAAGGACAUGAGCUUUAAGGCUGGGAUGGAGAUGAAGAUCACUGCAAAGACUAAACCAGGCUGUGACUCGUUUGCCAUCAACAUCGGUCAUGACGCCGACGCAAUCGCUCUUCACUUCAACCCUCGCUUUAACUCGCAGGGCGACACCAACACCAUCGUGUGCAACUCCAAGCAGGGCGGCUGGGGCGCCGAACAUCGUGAACCCUGUUUUCCCUUUGAACAGGGUGAGGAGUUCAAGCUGACCAUCUCCUUCAACAACGAAACCUUCUACAUCAAGCUCCCCGGGGGCACCAUGAUGAGCUUCCCGAACCGCUUCGGCGACGACGUCUUCAAACACGUGCACACGGCGGGAGACGUGAGGAUCAGCAGCAUUAAGAUCAACUGAGCAGGACAGUGACGUUCUCCUGUGGUUCCUCAGUGUGUCAGACCUCAUGAGAUCUCUGGUCUGAUGUUCUUCACUGAUUGCACCGAUCCAAGCCACUCCAGUGUCAAAUAAAUCCACUGACAGAAUGUGAA
Labeo rohita (rohu) is the source of this 599-nucleotide messenger RNA. It is a transcript of the gene lgals2b, whose product is annotated as lectin, galactoside-binding, soluble, 2b. The record is from RefSeq and is a predicted model, not a curated record. Gene Ontology annotation, molecular function: galactoside binding; carbohydrate binding; laminin binding. Bases 70 to 468 code for a protein of 132 amino acids. The transcript has 4 exons. Lineage: Eukaryota; Metazoa; Chordata; Actinopteri; Cypriniformes; Cyprinidae.